Paramuricea clavata is the source of this 4923-nucleotide messenger RNA. The record is from the annotation of a GenBank genome assembly. Lineage: Eukaryota; Metazoa; Cnidaria; Anthozoa; Malacalcyonacea; Plexauridae.
AUGGGUACCAGCACGGGUACCAACACGGACAAACUCGAUUCAAGGACUGAGAAUCCAGGUGAAGUAUUAGGUGAGGGCAACCAAUCACCACCACAACCGACGUUUCAGCAUUGUUGGUUAUGCAAACAGCCCCACCAGUUGGACACAUGCCAACGGUUUCUGAGUAUGACCCCUACUGUUCGUCUCACAGAGGUGAGGAAAGCUCAUGCAUGUUACUUUUAAAGUUGUUUAAGUACUUGUACUUGUUGUCCCCAAGUAAAGCUGGGGGGACCGAAGAGUUGCUGCAAACUAAGAUCUACACUCUCCAGAUUGGUUCCCUUGAUGGUGGCCCGAAAUUCGUGUUGAAAGCCGUAGCUAUUUCUCUAAUAAGUGAAAACGUCACGGCGGUUCGUAUUGAGAAGUAUGCAAAGUUGUUGAAGAUUGACGUCAAGCGACUUCCUUAUUGGCAUCGACCAUCGACAUCAAGUAGACAUCCUCCUUGGCAUCGACCAUGCUCGACUUCACAGUGGCAACACGCUAGUCAAUGGAAAUUUUGCUGUGCGGCAAUUCCCUCUAGGGGCGGUAGUUUUUGGAGCUGGUCCCGAUGGUUUAUGUUCAGUGAACUGCAUCCAUCUUGUUCGACUUAAUGACCCAGUUGAUCUAACUUCUUUCUGGUCCACUGAGCAAAUGGGGGUAGAAGUGAACCCUUGCUAUACCAAGAGAACACCAGGGGAGAAACUGCUUAGCUCUAUCGAGAAGGAAGAGGCGAAGAUUAUUCGCGACAGUGCUGUAAAGGUCGGACAACAAUGGAUGAUCCCUAUACCAUGGGCAAAGGAUCCAAAUGAACUUCCGGACAACUAUAGACAAGCUUUGGCUAAACUGGAAAGUAUUGAAAAGCGGCUCUUAAAGAACAAGGAAAAUUCAAAAAUGUAUGAUGAUCAAAUAUUGGAAAUGGAAAAACAUAGCCAUGCAAAGAAGCUCACACAAAGGGACAUAGAACAACAUAAUGGUCCAGUGCAUUACAUCAGCCAUCACGUUGUUAUCAAACCGGAAAAGAAGUCCACUCCUUGUCGCGUUGUCUUUAAUGCUGCUGCGAAAUACCAUGGUCAUAUUCUCAAUGAAUACAUGCUCAAAGAGCCAGAUCUCCUCAAUGAUUUAGUUGGAGUCCUCUUACAAUUUCGGGAAAAUCAUGUUGCAAUCUUGGGGGAUGUCUCAAAAAUGUACCAUCAAGUUCUUGUUGAUCCUGUUGUAGAUGCACAUUCCCAUCGGUUCCUCUGGCGAAGUUUUGAAAACUGUGAACCAGACAUUUAUGUUAAAACAGUUCUCACGUUCAGUGAUAAACCUGCUCCACCCAUGGCAAAUACAGCAAUGGAUCUCACAGCUGAAGAGAAUCCUGAAAAUUAUCCAGAUGCAGCAACAACCAUCAAAGAGUGUCGAUACAUGGAUGACAUUGCCGACUCAGUUACCUCGAUUGGUGAAGCUGUUAAACAUACGAAUGAGAUUGAUCACGUUCUCAGUACAGGACACUUCAAGAUCAAAGAAUGGAUUUCUAAUGCAGAUUUAUCAGAAAGUCGUCCUGUGGACCACAUUGCAGUGCACAAAGUACCAGUGAGAUCGAAAAAAAACACUCCUGAAGGAACCACUAUAUCAGAAGAGAAAGUCCUGGGAGUGGCUUGGAAUCGAGAGUUGAAUUUGGUGUCUAUAUCAGUAAACAGCCCCAAAGUUCUUAUGGCCUGUAAAGUUGAUGGUGUAGAGUGGACAAGGCCAAUUAAACUGACAAAGCGGAUGGUGUUGAGCAUAAUCUCUGGGAUAUAUUCGAUGUAUUUGGAUUUGCAGCCCCUUGGAUUAUUCGUGCCAAGAUUGGUAUUCAAGAGCUGUGGAAGGGAGGAUAUGAGUGGGAUCAAGAUCUACCCCAACAAGUGAAAGACAACUGGUACAAAUGGUUUGACGACUUAUCAAAGCUUAAAGAUGUUACCUUUCAACGAUGCUUCACCCCAGAAGAUGUGUUGGGAAAGCCAAUCCUAAUAAUUUUCAGUGAUGCUUCAGAAAAGGCAUUUGGAGCGGUGGUCUACAUAAGGUGGAGAUUGAUGGAUGGUUCCUUUGCAGUUAGGUUCAUCAUGGCAAAGUCGCGAGUCGCUCCAGUGAAGGAAUUAGCAAUGCCGAAACUUGAACUGCAAGCAGCAGUAAUCGCUUGCAGACUCAAUCAUACUAUCCAAAGUGAAUGCCACUUGGAGUUUGAGAAGACAAUAUUUUUCUGUGAUUCCAUGAUUGUUUUGGUUUGGAUUCAAAAUGAAAUGAAACAUGUUUCUUUGUCUCCGUGCAUGUUGCCGAAAUCAAGGCUAAAUCAGACCCAGCAGAUUGGCGUUAUUGUUCAACUGAUUUAAAUAUUGCAGACAAUGUAACCCGAGGUUUGUGUGUCGAAAAUCUGUCCGGUCGCUGGAAACACGGAGAAGCCUUUCUUCUUCAGCCAGAAGAUCAGUGGCCAUCAAUGCAACUGAGUCAGGACAAUGAUGCAAUGCAACUGAGUCAGGACAAUGAUGUUGUUGUUAAUUUACCAGCCUGCUGUCUCCUGAUGCAGUUUACCAAGCAAUUCUCCAAGUACCGGCGGGCAGUUCGAGUCCUGGCGGUAAUCCAGAGGUUUAUCCACAACUGCAAAGCAAGGAAAGUUGCAACUUAUCAACGUCUGUCUGGCGCAUUGACAGUCGCUGAAUUGGAGGAAGCAGAAAAGGUUCUAGUUAAAGAUGCACAGUCAGCGAUAAAACCCUUAAUCCAGAAGAAUGAAUUCAGAAAUCUGGCACCAUUCAUUGAUGAUGAUGGUAUCAUCCGCGUCGGAGGCCAAAUUGAGAACGCACCGGUUUCAUAUGAGACUCGACAUCCACCCAUUAUUCCAUGUUGCCACUGGCUAUCUACCCUAAUCGUAAGACAAGCACACCAGUAUGGACAUCUCGGCAUAGCGGAAACCACAGCAAAGACACAGAAAAGAUUCUGGAUCGUCGGCUUACACCACAUUGCGAAGAGUGUGAAAUUCAAGUGCGUCUUCUGUCGGUAGAGGGCACAGAAAAACGAAAUACAAAUGAUGGCAAACCUCCCACCAUAUCGACUUACACCAUUCACACCACCGUUCUUUUAUACAGCUGUCGACCUAUUUGGUCCUAUCAAAGUCAAAGUUGGCCGAAACAAAUAUUGGGGUGUCUUGUUUACAUGUCUGAAAGUCAGAGCUGUUUACAUUGACGUUGCAACAGAUUACUCGGCUCCUGGUAUUUUACCCGUACUGAGAAGAUUCUUCUGCAUCUGGGGCUAUCCACGCUGUCUGUGGAGUGACCGAGGAAGUCAACUAGUAGGUUACGGAAAGCCAUUGAGGGAAGAGAUACCACAGAACUGAAAGAUUUCCUACACAAGAAGGGUAUAGAAUGCCAUACGAUCGGAGAUCAAGUUCUCGCUACUUUGGAGUGUCAAACGGUAUUAUUCGAAGCGGCAAACUUACUGAACCAACGCCCGAUUGGUCGUAUUCCUAAUGAUGCUGCAGACGGCACAUACCUCUGCCCGAAUGAUAUCCUGCUUGGCCGAGCAUCGACUAACACACCCCAAGGCCCUUUCAGACAAACAAAAAAUCCAUGCCAUCGAUAUGAAUUUUGUUAGCGGAUUGUAGACAAUUUUUGGAAAAGAUGCUAUCAAGAUGUUUUUCCAUCCAUGGUUCCCCGACGGAAGUAGCAUACUAAACGUAGAAAUGUUCAGGUAGAUGAUAUCAUUGUGUGGAUUCAUACGAAUCGGCAAAUAUCCAUACAAGAGAAUAAACAAAAGGUUCCUAAACGCUACAGGUUGUUUCAACUAUGGUAUGGAUACAUUCAAGACUUCUGGAAACCAGGCACUUGGAUAUUUGAAGGAUUAAAUACAUUUCAAAGUUGAAAGGAAUUGGAUGAUAAAGAUAUAUAUUUUACAGUUCAACACUCAGAUAUCAGUCACACUUCAUGCAUGACUAUAGAAAUUUAUAUCUUGUGAAUGCAACAUCUACAAGUGUAAAUUGUCGCCCUCCACCUAUCUGUUUGCAUCAACGCAAUUGUGUACAUUGUAUUUGACAAUUUGAAGAGUUUAAUUUAAUACCAAUAAUUUAACUGUGUUAUAUGAUUUAUAUUGAGUCUAUUGACUGUAGGUGCGUUGUUGACUUGAUGCCAUGCAGGGAGGGCUUUUCAAUAUAGCAUUUUGUACGAUCAAUGAUUCCUUUUUAAGCGGAAAUAUUUCAUAUUUUUGUACACUUUGGGGGCGACGCAAUCAUAGACGGAUUUUCAUAUUUAUUCCUGGGAUGGUGCCAGAAAUUUUAGGGGGGUGAGCCGUGAGCAGGUGACUGACUUCAAGGAGUUAUUGAGAGAUUCGUUUAAAGAAGCUUUAUCGGGCAUGAUUGCACAAGUGGUGAAACCAUUUGAAGAGAAAAUAAUAAAACUCGAGGAAAGAGUGCUUCAAUUUGAGGAGAAAUGCAACGAAAAUGAGCAAUACUCACGCCGGUACAAUGUUCGUAUUUACAGGGUGAAUAACUCAACAUCAGCUGAUAGUUACGGGUAUGACACAAAGGAAGAUUGCUUUAAAACUGUGAUCGAGUUUUGUAGAAAUGAACUCGGCAUUGAAGUCAAGCACGAGGAAAUCGAUCGAGCUCAUCGCGUGGGCAAACCCAACAGAGAUGGCGCGAGGGCGUUAAUAGUUAAAUUUAAGAGCUAUGAGUCCAAACGCAAAAUAAUGAUAAACAAACGGAAAUUAAAGGGGAGGAAGCUUUACGUGAACGAAGAUUUAACUUGGAUGAAUCAGCAGCUGCUGAAACGAGUUCGUGAUGCUAUUGCAGGGAAUGCUUAUGUGUUUACUGCUGAUGGUUAUAUUUUGGUCAAGGUUAAACCCGACCGCCCACCAGUCAGAAUUCGCAGAGACUCCGACUUAUUGAGAUAUGACUUCGAAUAA